Molecule: messenger RNA, 679 nt
Organism: Harmonia axyridis
Lineage: Eukaryota; Metazoa; Arthropoda; Insecta; Coleoptera; Coccinellidae
Product: ice-structuring protein 4-like
Exons: 2
Coding region: 326-646 (106 amino acids)
Source: RefSeq, a predicted model, not a curated record
CUACGUAUUUUCAGCAAUUAGUUAUCUAAAUUUAGAACGAACGAAAUGCACUGAAAUAACAUUUUCAGGUUUAUUUGCGGUAAUUCCAAUUACUUACAUAACUAUGAUAUCAAGUACAGAAAAUCAAUCAAAACCAUCUUCGAGCUUUGUCAAUACCACGUUUUCCUAUUCAGAUCGAUGCAAUGUGAAAGAACCCUCUUGAAUACUAAUGCUUAACAUCGUUCCCAUUCGUAUUUCUACUUCUUCUUUGACGGAGUACCUAUAAAAACGAAAUUUUUCAUUUCGAAGGUAUCAAUUCAUUUCUAUCUUCAGAAAAACUACAAUCAUGUUCAAAUAUUUCGCUCUCUUCAUUAUCGUUGGGUGUGCUUUGGCCAAUCCUGAGCCAGAAGCCAAGGCUACUCCUGAAGCUAAAGCAGAACCCAAACCAAGCAUUAUUGCUCCUAUUUCUGCUCCAGCUCUAGCUUACAGUGCUGCGUAUACUGCUCCAUUGGCUUAUAGUGCAUACAGUGCUCCAUUGGCUUAUAGUGCAUACAGUGCUCCAUUGGCUUACAGUGCCCCUGUUGUAUCUCCCUACGCUGCAGCAUAUGCUUAUUCACAAUAUGUUGCUUCACCAUAUGCUGCUUACACUCCAACUGUUGUAGUUUGAAUUAACUUAAUAAAAAAUAAUUGAUUGUUAAAA